Sus scrofa (pig) is the source of this 2805-nucleotide messenger RNA. RefSeq names its product coagulation factor IX (gene F9). Gene Ontology annotation, cellular component: extracellular region. Gene Ontology annotation, biological process: zymogen activation; blood coagulation. Gene Ontology annotation, molecular function: calcium ion binding; serine-type endopeptidase activity. Lineage: Eukaryota; Metazoa; Chordata; Mammalia; Artiodactyla; Suidae. The record is from RefSeq and is a predicted model, not a curated record.
UUGCACAAUCUACUAGCAGAGGUUAUGCGGCGCCUGAACGUGAUCAUGGCAGAAUCACUGGGCCUCGUCUCCAUCUGCCUUUUAGGAUAUCUACUCAGUGCGGAAUGUACAGUUUUCCUUGAUCGUGAAAAUGCCACCAAAAUUCUGCAUCGGCCAAAGAGGUAUAAUUCAGGCAAACUGGAAGAGUUUGUUCGAGGGAAUCUUGAGAGAGAAUGUAUAGAAGAAAAGUGUAGUUUUGAAGAAGCACGAGAAGUUUUUGAAAACACUGAGAAAACUAAUGAAUUUUGGAAGCAAUAUGUUGAUGGAGAUCAGUGCGAGCCCAAUCCAUGCUUAAACGGCGGCCUGUGCAAGGAUGACAUUAAUUCCUACGAAUGUUGGUGUCAAGUUGGAUUUGAAGGAAAGAACUGUGAAUUAGUGCCAUUUCCAUGCGGAAGAGUUUCUGUCUCACACAGUCCUACGACGCUCACCCGUGCUGAGAUUAUUUUUUCCAACAUGGACUAUGAAAAUUCUACUGAAGUUGAACCAAUUUUGGAUAGCCUCACUGAAAGCAACCAAUCAUCUGACGACUUUAUUCGAAUUGUUGGUGGAGAAAACGCCAAACCAGGUCAAUUCCCUUGGCAGGUCCUUCUGAAUGGUAAAAUUGAUGCAUUCUGUGGCGGUUCCAUCAUUAAUGAAAAGUGGGUUGUAACGGCAGCCCACUGCAUCGAACCUGGUGUUAAAAUUACUGUCGUUGCAGGUGAGUAUAACACCGAGGAGACAGAACCUACAGAGCAAAGGCGAAAUGUGAUCCGUGCCAUUCCCCACCACAGCUACAAUGCCACCGUGAAUAAGUACAGCCAUGACAUUGCCCUCCUGGAACUGGAUGAACCCUUGACGCUGAACAGCUACGUAACCCCUAUUUGCAUUGCCGACAAGGAGUACACCAACAUCUUCCUCAAAUUUGGAUCUGGCUAUGUGAGUGGCUGGGGGAGAGUCUUCAACAGAGGGCGGUCGGCUACGAUUCUUCAGUACCUGAAGGUUCCACUCGUGGACCGAGCUACCUGCCUCCGGUCCACGAAGUUCACCAUCUAUAGUAACAUGUUCUGUGCCGGCUUCCAUGAGGGAGGUAAAGAUUCCUGCCAAGGAGAUAGCGGGGGCCCCCAUGUUACCGAGGUGGAAGGUACCAGUUUCUUAACUGGAAUUAUUAGCUGGGGUGAAGAGUGUGCAGUGAAGGGAAAAUAUGGAAUAUAUACCAAGGUAUCCCGGUAUGUCAACUGGAUUAAGGAAAAAACAAAGCUCACUUAAAGAAAAAUGUAUUUCCAAGGUUGACAGAUUUGGGAUUGAAAAUGGACAGGGUCCUUUACUAACUAAUCGCUUUCCUAUCUCUUUAAAUGUCAAUAUAUACAUUCUAUGACUACUGCUUUUUCUCUUUACUGGGAGAAGUCUAGCUAGAAUUCCUGUGUCACCAGAACAAGGAGAUUAAAAAUGUAAUCGCUAGAGAAACAUGCUGUCGUAGGAAAGGGCAACCAUUUCUCCAGGUCCAGCUCCUGAUAAAAUUGUUGUAAGUUCUUCCCUCUGCUCAUCAGACGUUAUGUUUCUCCACUUGGGCACCCCCUGCUUCUCCAUCCUUAGCAGCAUUCCAUGUGCCACAUCUUUCUUACCUCUCCCGCCAAAUCGUCCAGACGUACUGGAUCUGUAUCCAAGACUUUUGGUCUAGCCCAUCACAAAGCCAGCACCACACUCAUACAGGAAGAACACAGGGGCAGCAGACAGGUGCAAACAUCAGAAACGCUGCAUCUUUCUCGGUACCCUUGGUCCUGCAUCUGCUAUCUUUUCCAACUCCUAACCCCCAAGUCAGUUUUUCUCUUUCUCUCUCCCUCCCUGCCCUUUUCCUUUCCUAGGCAUUAAAGGAGGGAAGGGGAGCAUCAUACUGUUUUACUGCUGUACACAAUGAUGCAAACCUAUCAAACCCAGUCUUGCUUUCAAUUUGUUCUUGGACUUGCUGUUCAUAGCACAGGGAUGAAGUAAGGUGCCUGAACUUGGAGGAAAAGUUCCUCUUGGAGAGUCACAUUAUUCAAAUACAUAUAUAAUGGAAGGAAUGACGCAUCAGAAUAGUUUCCUAAGAGCUUGUAAUUGUGUUGUUAUGGAGGUUUCACUGGAAUGAUUCCAUGAAAGCAAACUGGAUGUCAUUGUAACGAAGAAAGCUGACAUUGACCCGGGUGUAGUGUCCCCUGUCAGAACAGUCAGUCUGCAACCAGAGCUAGUAGAGCCAUCAAGGAAUUCAUCGGUGUGUCUCCAGUGCUGUCCAAGGUUAGGGAAGAAGUUGCCCAGCCAGAGAACGUGGGCAUCACACUUGCUCAACUGGUGUAUCCCCACAACAGAGCGGGCUGCGUUCCAAGGAGCCAAUGAACUCCCCUUUUCUGGUUCCACGCUCGUCGAGCCACUUUCUGAUAAUAAUUGGGGCUUUGAUACUGUAUUUUCUAGAGAGUGGCUGACCAAUCAACACAUCAAUCAAUCACAUCCGUACUUCAAUCUGUUAGACUAUUUCCCUUUAUGAAUUAAACUGGUGUUCUGAUUCAGACCUCGGCUUUUUGUGAUUUGGGUUGAUAUGAAUCAUUUGCCUUGCAUGUGAUGACAUGUGGAACUACUGACAAAAUCACGUUUCGGACCACUUUGACCUCGCCAAGCUGCCGCUUCCCCUGCCCUCAUCUCACUCCCCCAGCCAAGGCCUCACAUUUGCUGAUUUCAAGUUCUCUAGUUAAUCCCCUUUUACUUUAGUCUUUCAAGCAUAAGUAUCAAUAAAUGUGUUUUUCAAGUUCUCAAAAA